This is a messenger RNA of Dinoponera quadriceps, 1903 nucleotides long. It is a transcript of the gene Hpf1, whose product is annotated as UPF0609 protein C4orf27 homolog. The coding region runs from base 210 to 1580 and encodes 456 amino acids. NCBI's taxonomy places the organism in Eukaryota, Metazoa, Arthropoda, Insecta, Hymenoptera, Formicidae. The record is from RefSeq and is a predicted model, not a curated record. Gene Ontology annotation, molecular function: poly-ADP-D-ribose binding; histone binding. Gene Ontology annotation, cellular component: nucleus. The transcript is spliced from 5 exons. Gene Ontology annotation, biological process: DNA damage response; regulation of protein ADP-ribosylation.
AGAUUCACAAAUUUUACACAACAGUUGCAUGGCCGCUUUCUCUGCUGAACGCAACUUAAUUCGAGCUUUUCGAUAGCAUUUUGUUGGUGCCUUGAGACUUCCAAUGGUUGAUACUGCUGCUAAAAACCUCGGUGUUUAUCUCAUCACUCGUCGUUUCAAAAGUCAAUUUGUUGUGUUCACCAAACGUAACCAAUAAAUUUUCUCACAUAAUGUCUGAAUCUAAAUUGUAUAAUGAUGAUCCGCGAACUCCUUGUCGAUACGGUGCAAAAUGUUAUCAGAAAAAUCCGCAGCAUCACAACAAGUACAAACACCCGCCAAAAAAGGAAACGGCAAAACAAAAUAAUGAAAUACUAGUUAUUAAUGCGAAAAGAAAUCUUGUAAAAGAUGAUCAAGAAAAAGCACAGUCCAAAAGUCCACCAAAGAAACUGCAGAAGACAUGCGAGAGUCCCAAGAAAAAUAUGCACAAUUUUUCCUCGAGUUCAGAAAGCGACGAAGUAAAAAGUAGUGAUGAAGAUGACAGUAAAAAUUUAAGUACAAAUGUGGAAACAUCAGAUAAAGAUGUAACAGUUGCACAAGCAGCUGAAUCUAAAGAGUAUCAUUGCUCUGCUGGGCUUAAUACGGAUAAAAAUCUAUCUGUAUCUGAUGUUGAUGUUCAAAAGAAUAUCAAGGAACUAUUUUUGGUCGAAAUGCCAAAAGAUUUUUAUCAAUUUUAUGAAUUCUGUAAAAGUAUAUCAAAAGGUAAUCCUCUCUUGGCAUGUAAAUCUGCUUCUUUAAAACUUGUGGGUCCAUAUGAUGUAUUAGAGGAUAAAAUGAAAAGCAUAGUAAGGAAGAAUGAUAAGGAAAAAUACUUGGCACACUGGAGAUAUUAUUAUGAUCCGCCAGAAUUUCAUACUACUGUAAUGUGUGACAACAAGAAUGGAUUACAUUUUGGUUAUUGGCAAGAUGAUGUUGCAGAGAAACCAGUAUUUGUAGCAAAGAACUGCAGUAAUGUUGACUGUGUAUUCGAAGCUGUUGCAGAAAACAUAUUUGGUGCUGUUGACACUUAUUUGCAAGGCAAAGUAAAAUCGGCCAAUCCAUUCGAGAAGACUGGCAUAAUGCGUUUGCAUUCUCAACUGAAGAACUUUGCCAAUCAGCAUGAUAUAACUUUAGAGAAAAAUACCGCAGACAUGCGUUCGAGAGAAAGAAAAGUCGUAGCUCGAACUUUCCACAAAGCAGGCAUUGUAGUACCGUAUGAUAAAAAGACUCAAUUGGGCUACAGAGAUUUAGCAGUGACGGAUAGCGAAUUGCAAAAAAUAUUGAGGAAAAUAGAGAAUGCUAGCACUCCGGACGAAAGGAAAGGGCCAAUGACGCAACUCGACGAGAUCGUGAGACAGGCGACGAUAGCUGCGGAUGAAUGUGACUUCGGUACUUGUUUAGAGCUGGGACACAAUCUCUUUUCCAGCGGGAACACUCACGUACAAGGCAAGGCCUUACAGAUGCUGUCGAUUGCUUACACCCAUUUACAAAGACCACAAUUGUUAGAAAUACUAAAGGCGCACUUGAAAGAUAGGAGGAAAGGUUGCGAAUUGAGCGUCAUUUAAAAAUCCAUUUUUUUUUUAAUUUGUUUAAAAUGAUUUUAAAGUGAUUAUAUAAAAUGAUUACAUUAUGUAAAAAGAGAAAGAGCUACAUUGAUUGUUACAUCCUUAGUCGAAAAACUGAUGUCCUACUAUAUAUUCUGCUACAUUUAGCUACAAUCCUUCGUUGGAAUUUAUUUCGUGCCUUGCUAUAUGUGGACAUCUCUCCCAUGACUACAUCAUGGAUAUAAAAAUUUCUGCAUAUCUUAUAUCGUAUAUGUAUUUCGUUGGUGUGUGUAUACAUGUAAAGCAAGAUGAAUAUUUUUAAAUAAAUAAUAUUUUUAAAAAGA